GAGAAUGCUGUACCAGUGUGUCUGAUGGCUCCUCCAGAAGUUCAUUCAGUACUACAAAGGAGAACAACGACCAGAUAAAUCUGUCAGCCUAUUUAAGUGACCUCAAGAAGACUCUGGACAAAACCAGCUAUAGUAGCUUUAUUUCAGCACUCUUGGCGUACAAGAAGACAGAUAACUAUGACUCUAUGAUAUCUGUGGUGGCAGCCCUUACUACAGAAAAGCCAGAACACUUUCAUCUUCUACAGAGGUUCUCCAUAUUUGUCCGCCCACAUCACAAGAAGCAGUUCAUACAGAUGUGCAGGGAGCUGACUGGGAUGAAUUGCCCUGGGGAAGACAAGGAGAUACGUCCCGUUGGUGCAGAGCUUCCAUCCUGCACUGUGGAAGACAGUGAAAUUCCGGAUAAAGCUGCCAGACAAUGCCCAGAUUCUUCCAAGAAUGAGACNCUACAGCAGUUCCAAAAUCCAGACUCGCAGGAAGUCAAGAGCGGACCCACCAGAUUACGAGAAUCCACAGAUCAUGGCAGCCUGCCCCUCUCUCCAGUAGGCGGUAG
This is a messenger RNA of Python bivittatus (Burmese python), 550 nucleotides long. Lineage: Eukaryota; Metazoa; Chordata; Lepidosauria; Squamata; Pythonidae. The record is from RefSeq and is a predicted model, not a curated record.